Molecule: messenger RNA, 962 nt
Organism: Sturnus vulgaris (Common starling)
Lineage: Eukaryota; Metazoa; Chordata; Aves; Passeriformes; Sturnidae
Gene: SPRY4
Product: sprouty RTK signaling antagonist 4
Biological process (GO): negative regulation of MAP kinase activity; negative regulation of Ras protein signal transduction; negative regulation of fibroblast growth factor receptor signaling pathway
Cellular component (GO): membrane; cytosol
Source: RefSeq, a predicted model, not a curated record
GAUGGUCUUAGCUGAAUUAUUUAAAGACCCUUAAGCACAGAUUCUCCCCCGGCAGCCAGACUGAAUUCUCCAUGGAGCCCCGGAUUCCUCACAACAUCACCGUGGUCCCCAACUCCGUGAUGGUGCAGCCCUUGCUGGACAGCAGGAUCCCCUACGGGCGGCUGCAGCACCCGCUCACCAUCCUGCCCAUCGACCAGAUGAAGACCACCCACAUGGAGAACGACUACACCGACAACCCCAGCGCCUCCCAGGCAGCCCAGAAACGACCCCGAGCCCCCCACGAACUGGGCUUGAGCGGGCAGCACCCGCAGCGCUGCGAGCAGGAUGUCACCCACCCCUGGAUCUCCUUCAGCGGCCGGCCCAGCUCCAUCAGCAGCAGCAGCAGCACAUCCUCGGACCAGAGGCUCCUGGACCACAUGGCCCCGGUGCCCGUGGCAGAGCAGUCGUCCCCGCGCGCCGUUCGCAUCCAGCCCAAGGCGAUCAACUGCAAACCCCUGGACACGAAGGGCCCCGUGGCUCAGGAGCUGGACAAACACUUCCUGCUGUGUGAGGCUUGUGGGAAGUGCAAGUGCAAGGAGUGUGCCCUGCCCAGGACUCUGCCAUCCUGCUGGGUGUGCAACCAGGAGUGUCUGUGCUCGGCGCAGAACCUGGUCAACUACUCCACCUGCAUGUGCCUGGUCAAGGGCGUCUUCUACCACUGCACCAACGAGGAUGAUGAGGGCACGUGUGCCGACCACCCCUGCUCCUGCUCCCAGUCCAACUGCUGUGCCCGCUGGUCCUUCAUGAGCGCCCUGUCCCUGGUGCUGCCCUGCCUGCUCUGCUACCUGCCCGCCACGGGCUGCGUCAAGCUGUCCCAGAGGUGCUACGACCAGGUGAGCCGGCCCGGAUGCAGGUGCAAAAACACAAACAGUGUCAUUUGCAAGGCGUUGCCCGAGAGCAAAGGGGCAGAAAAGCCCUUUUAA